UCCGAGAAAUAGAGCGUUGCUUAUAUCACUCUCUCACCAACUCCGUCAUCACCAAACCGCCAAUCAGUCGACCUCUCCUUCUCUCUCUGAAAGCUCCGAGCAAUCGUCGCCGUCGAUCAAGGAGCCAUGGCCUGUAAACUAAAUGCGACGUCGUCUCAGUGGAUCGGACAGCAGUCCUUCACCCAGCGCAACGGAUCAUCGCGCCUCGUCUCCGCUCCUCGCCGCGUCUCCUUCCCGAUCCAAGCCAAGGCCUACACCGACGAGCUCGUCCAAACCGCUAAAACUAUUGCAUCGCCUGGACGUGGUAUCCUUGCCAUUGACGAAUCCAAUGCAACCGCUGGAAAGAGAUUGGCAUCCAUCGGCUUGGACAACACCGAGGCUAACCGUCAGGCUUACAGGCAACUUUUGUUGACCACUCCUGGACUCGGAGAAUACAUUUCUGGUUCAAUUCUGUUUGAGGAGACGCUGUACCAGUCGACAACUGAUGGGAAGAAGUUUGUGGAUGUGCUGCGUGAGCAGAACAUUAUGCCUGGAAUCAAAGUUGAUAAGGGUUUGGUUCCCCUACCAGGAUCAAACAAUGAAUCCUGGUGCCAAGGAUUAGACGGAUUGGCUUCAAGAUCUGCUGAAUACUACAAGCAAGGUGCUCGUUUCGCUAAAUGGCGGACAGUUGUUAGCAUUCCAUGUGGUCCCUCUGCUCUUGCAGUUAAGGAAGCUGCAUGGGGACUUGCACGUUAUGCUGCCAUCUCUCAGGACAAUGGUCUUGUGCCCAUUGUGGAGCCUGAGAUUCUUCUUGAUGGAGACCACCCAAUAGAAAGGACCCUUGAAGUGGCAGAGAAGGUCUGGGCAGAAGUUUUCUACUACUUGGCUGAAAACAAUGUGGUGUUUGAAGGAAUCCUCCUUAAGCCAAGCAUGGUGACCCCAGGAGCUGAACACAAAGAAAAGGCUUCUCCAGAGGCUAUUGCCCAUCAUACAUUGACAGUGCUUAAAAGGAGAGUCCCUCCUGCAGUUCCUGGAAUCAUGUUUUUGUCAGGAGGACAAUCUGAAGUAGAAGCGACCCUCAACCUUAAUGCAAUGAACCAGAGCCCCAACCCAUGGCAUGUUUCCUUCUCGUAUGCUCGUGCCCUGCAGAACUCCGUGCUGAAGGCAUGGCAAGGACGUCCUGAGAAUGUAGAAGCUGCACAACAGGCACUUUUGAUAAGAGCAAAAGCAAACUCCUUGGCUCAGCUGGGAAGGUACUCUGCUGACGGUGAGGCAGAAGAAGCCAAGAAAGGAAUGUUCGUCAAGGGCUAUACAUACUAAGCCAUAUUCUGAUGCAGUUCAUGCCUCCAGCACUUGAAGGUGUAAUUUUCCGCAAAUUUUUUGGUGUUAGAUAAUGUAUGCUGAGGAGACUUGCUACAAAAAAAACUUUUUCAUUUCUUUUCCCUCACCACAGAAGACUUGAGAGCUUGAAUAAGACCGUUGAGAAAGGGCAUGUUUAAACUGUAACUUGUAACGAUGGGAGUAGUGAAAAUGCUUAUGUUUCUCAA
Messenger RNA from Argentina anserina (silverweed cinquefoil), 1526 nucleotides. RefSeq names its product fructose-bisphosphate aldolase 3, chloroplastic. The transcript has 6 exons. Lineage: Eukaryota; Viridiplantae; Streptophyta; Magnoliopsida; Rosales; Rosaceae. Bases 127 to 1299 code for a protein of 390 amino acids. Gene Ontology annotation, molecular function: fructose-bisphosphate aldolase activity. Gene Ontology annotation, cellular component: cytosol. Gene Ontology annotation, biological process: fructose 1,6-bisphosphate metabolic process; glycolytic process. The record is from RefSeq and is a predicted model, not a curated record.